ACACAAGAGCGUGCGUUGUUUUCAAGCGAGUAUAGCGAGCGAGUGACCUUGAUUCCUUCGCCAACGUGUUGUGUAGUCGUUCGUUUUGUGGGGGCUCUAAAGCCGAGAGAACUCGACUGACGACUACUACUACCACUAGUAAUUCUCAUUCGCCAGUACGAAUUCAAUCACCGUUCUCGAAACAACUUCGCUAGAGUUUUUUUUUUAACGAGUUUCGUCUUCGAAAGGGUCUUCUUUUUUUAUAUUGUAUUUUUAACAUUUAUUUUUAUUUUUUUUCCUCAAUAAGUGAACAACGACACCAUGAAGCUCCUUUUUAACAUUUAUAUCGUCGUUACGUGCUUCCUUGCAUUUUCCUAUGCAUUUCCCGCGUUCGACACAUCUGAAGAAAGCGACGAGAAAAAAAAUGUCGAUACGGUGCUCGUUCUUCCCGGAUCCGAGAUGGACAUAUUCGGCAGACCACAUAUUCCUGGAUUAUCCGAUUCUUCCGAUUCCGACGAAUCGUGGUCUUUAUUUAGGCCAAGCACCGUUAAUUUCGAUUAUCUAAGACAAUCAUUACAAGAUCUGAUGAACCGACUUAGAAAUCAAAUGGCCAAUAUUGCCUCAAGUUUCCCGUUAAAUACUGGAUUUGUAACACGCUGGAAUAAAAUUCCUGAAGGAGCAAAUACUACUUCUACUACCAAAAUCAUCAAUGGGCACGUCGUGACGAUCAACGAAACGAUUUACAGCGAUGGUAACGACACCGAAGGAACGGUCAUUCGUGUACGUGUCAUCGACGUUAAACCUCAAAACGGAACGAUGAUUCUUCCAGAAAACGAAAAUGGAACGAUAAUUCCAACGUCUACGAUUAUUCCUACGGAAAAUGGUACGACGCCACAACGAAGCGUUGAAACCGUAGAGGAGUUCGAUAACGAGAUACCUAAUCAAGGAGACGUCUUGAAUGCUUAAAC
Messenger RNA from Vespa mandarinia (Asian giant hornet), 947 nucleotides. RefSeq names its product icarapin-like. The record is from RefSeq and is a predicted model, not a curated record. NCBI's taxonomy places the organism in Eukaryota, Metazoa, Arthropoda, Insecta, Hymenoptera, Vespidae.